This is a messenger RNA of Linderina pennispora, 717 nucleotides long. RefSeq lists its product as uncharacterized. The coding region runs from base 51 to 656 and encodes 201 amino acids. Lineage: Eukaryota; Fungi; Kickxellomycota; Kickxellomycetes; Kickxellales; Kickxellaceae. The record is from RefSeq and is a predicted model, not a curated record. The transcript has a single exon.
CUCCACCCUCCUUUCGCCCACAAAACACGCCCGAUUCGUGCACAUUUGCAAUGAAGUUCUUCACCGGUCUCGUCGCUGCCGCCGCCAUUGCCCAGGGCGCGUUUGCCCACAUGGGCGUCAUUGCUCCUAAGCCGCGCUCAGGCGUCGUUGCCGACGAGCUGCUUGCCCCGUGCGGCGGCGGCAACACGCUCACCAAGAACGUCACAACCGCUGCUGUCGGCUCCAAAACGCUCUUCUCGCUCAAGCCCGGUCACGGAAGCGGCAAUCUCAUCUUCAGCUACUUCACCGACCUCACCGUCACCAACGACACCAAGGCCACGCACCUCCUGGAUGUCCAGGUCCCCCAGCCCGGAAUCUACAACACCACCAUUGACUUUGCUCAGCACAACCUCAAGGCCGGCCAGAACAUCGUCGUCCAGGCCGUCUACAACUGCACGGACGAUGGCAACAACGAAAAGUUCUACGUCUGCUUCGAUGUGUCGGUCGCUGACUCCGCCAGUGCGUCGUCUGCAGCCGAAUCUUCGAGUGAGGGCGGUGCGGAGAGCGGCUUGGACAAGUCGACGGCAGCCCCGGCGAAAUCCAGCACUGGCUCAGCUAGCACUCUCAAGAUUGCCCUUGGCUCGGCAGUCGCCAUGCUGCUUGCCGCUGCUUUCUAAGUUAAAUAGCCACCUUUUGUCGAUUUUUCUUUUUUCAUUUCUCAUAAUUUUUCCUCAAUGC